Molecule: messenger RNA, 6567 nt
Organism: Hylaeus anthracinus
Lineage: Eukaryota; Metazoa; Arthropoda; Insecta; Hymenoptera; Colletidae
Product: protein Wnt-1-like
Exons: 7
Coding region: 979-2133 (384 amino acids)
Biological process (GO): neuron differentiation; canonical Wnt signaling pathway; multicellular organism development
Cellular component (GO): extracellular region
Molecular function (GO): cytokine activity; frizzled binding
Source: RefSeq, a predicted model, not a curated record
UGGAUAUUUUACCUUACGCGCGAACGUCGGAGACGGGACGGUGUGCCGAAAUGCUUAAUUAACACGAGUGGAGCCUCCGGUGGCUGUUGUGCGAUCCAGCCAAUCGCGUGCACGCUAGUCACCGGAGGCCCCGCCCCUCGAGAGAGCCCCGUUGCCCUUUUCCUCGUGACUACCGGCCACAGUACGUACGCGAGCGUUCACGGAGUGUCAUCUCGUUCGCGUCAGCUUCGCUUUGGCGUUAAGUUUCGCUACGUUUGACGCAUCGCGAACGAUAAAAUCGAGCACAUUAUUUAAUCCGCGGUUAUUCAUCGACUCGUCUCGCCGUCCGCGCUUCUCUCCAAUCGUUGCACGUAACGCGCCACGUUGCUCCCGUUUGAAAAGCGCGGUUUCCGUAACUUCGUGUCAGUGAUGGGCAAAAUUCUAUCCGAGUAACCGCGUUUUUCGUCAAUUUGUUUAUUCGAUCGAGGUCGGUUCGGUCGCUCGAGGUUCCGUUCGCUCCGCGCGAAAUGUAAUCUCGUUCCCUGACCGAGUAAUAGAUCGAAAGCAAUCUCGUCGGCGAUUUCUCGUUUCCGUGUAUUUCGCUCGUCUCCGCGGGGGAGAAAAGUGCACGGGUCGGGAGACACAGAUUCGGAUUCGUUUCUCGUUGCGGCCAGUGAUACGCAUACUCGAGCGCGAAUAAACAUGUAAGAAUCAAAUAGACGAUCGAAAGCAAAUAAAGAGAAAGCGGUAUUUCUUUGUGGAAAACUGGGUGCGUGAGAUAAACAGCGAUCGGAUCGGACCACGGACAACGUUCGAUCUCGAUCUGUCAGCCUCGGGAUCAACCGCCGCGGCGAAUCCUCGAUAGGCAUCGACGUUGGUGAGAAUGCGUGGCUGAAGCAAGGGCGAGAGGACGUCCUUCUCCUUUGUUUUCGUUUUCGUCAUCGAGCGACCGACGAUCUUUCACUCGACAGCGAGCCAAUUCGAACAUCGACGACGAAGAUGCGGCCCGUCGCGACGACCUUAUUGCUCGUCCCGUUGCUGCUCGUCGCGUGGCAAAACGGUGCGCAGGCCAACUGGUGGUACCUGGGCGUAGAGCCGCGGCUGAAUAGCGGAUCGGGGCAGAGCAGCGGUGCCGACGGACAGGCACAGAUCGUCGGCGCGGGUGUGAUCGGGCCAGCGAGCGCCGAAAAGAACUGCAAGAGCGUGCACCUGACCGCCAAGCAGCAGGCGAUAUGCUCCCGCUCGCCACCCGUCCUGCAGGCAGUCAGCGCGGGCGCGAGAUUGGCCAUAGAGGAGUGUCAGCACCAGUUUAGAUCAGCGAGAUGGAAUUGUUCCAUCAGCCCGGAAAAUCCGGAGAACGUUUUCGGCGGCGUGAUGCUAGUCAACAGUCGCGAGGCGGCGUUCGUGUACGCAAUAUCAGCAGCAGGAGUUGCUUACAGCGUCACGAGGGCCUGUUCCAGGGGCGAGCUCACCGAUUGCUCCUGCGACAACCGGGUCAGGACACGCCGCCCGAAUAAUUGGCAAUGGGGUGGCUGCAGCGAGGACAUACACUUCGGUGAGAAGUUUUCGCGAGAGUGGUCCGACGGCGGCGAGGAACCUGUGAAGGAGGGUGUCCUCCAAGGACCGAAAGGGCUGGCUGGCCAGCUGAUGAGGAAGCACGAUAGCGAAGCUGGCAGGCGUGCCGUCCGCUCGAGAAUGCAACGCGUGUGCAAGUGUCACGGUAUGUCUGGCUCGUGCAGCGUGCGCGUCUGUUGGAGAAGAUUGCCAGCGUUCAGGGUGGCCGGGGCUGCUCUGGCGGCGUUGCACGAGGGCGCAGCUCUGGUUCGACUGGCGCAACGUGGCGGAAGAAGAUCGGCGAGGCUGUGGCCUGCUCGUCCCGAUCUCAAGCGGCCGAACAAGACGGACCUGGUGUACCUCGAAGACAGUCCCGACUAUUGCGAGAAAAAUCUCACACUCGGCAUACCCGGCACGAGGGGAAGGAUAUGCAACCGAACGUCCCUGGGCCUGGACGGAUGUAGACUGCUGUGCUGCGGCCGGGGCUACCAGACGCGGGUCCGCGACGUGACCGAGAAAUGUGGGUGUCGGUUCGUCUGGUGUUGUCACGUCAAGUGCGAGCUAUGUCGGCACACGCGAGAAGAACACGUCUGCAAUUAGGCGCGGGCAAUUGCAUUCCGGUCGGUCUACCGAAAGGUGCUUCACGACCCUCUGCGUCCAGGCAGAUAUUUUUCUCCAUGACGACGACGACGAUCCUCGAUCGCGACGGUCCGUUUCGCGAUCGUCGCGCGAUCGCGAUGGGGGUAGACCGCGAUUCCACCGCGCUGUUUUAAGUUUAAACCUUGCAAUGGCUUAGUCCGGCUGGCUCUCACAGGGAGGUCGGUCGCGGGCCGUUAAAACCGCCGCGAGAGGCUACAAAAGUGUGUGACACGUUACGUUAGAACAUUCUGUACCUGACAGUCAGAGUGUCGUAAGUCCACUCUUCGGCAACGGUGACUUUGAGCGUAGCUUUCAGACGGUUAGAUUAACAUAUCUACGUGUGUUUGUGCUCUGUGAGGCGGUCCCAACUUGACCACCCCAAACGUCCCCGCGCCCAGGCAUGUCCAACUCGAUACUCGCCGUGUCGGAGCAGACAGCUAAAUCGUAACGCUUGAUCGUGACGUGGAACGACCGUUCGGGGAUGCGUGUGCGAAGAUCACGAAUCGGUUCGUUUCUACUCUGUCGUGUCUUGCGACAAAGCUCUAUGAUAGAGUAGGGCCAGCUAAGCCGUUUAGCCUUGGUCUCGAAUUUCUGCGAAAGGAAAGCGAUUAUGAAAUAUUUAUUACGUCUUUGUAAUCGGUUCGUAAUUUGGUAAUGACUCUGGUGGCCGAAUCGUUCAAAGACUGCUGCCAUUGUUGAACGUCGCGGACCAGUUGGACAUGCUUGGUCUGCGCUGUUCUUUCUGACGAUAGGAAAGCUACCGGCAGAGAUGUUUAACGAUCGAUCGGUCAGUUCUUCGAGGUUACGUUUGUUGAGAUUAUAAGGUUACUCGUGGUUUCUUGAAUUGUAACGCAUCAGGCUGACCUAAGGAAGGAUUGUCCAUUUUAAUCGUCUGUGGUGCCUGGUUACUUUUUAACUAUCCGUCAAAGUAAAAUAUCGUUAUUAUUAUUAUUAUUAAACGUCUGCGUUACGCAAAUUUAUAAAUAUAUUCGACCCACCGGUAGGAUGCAAGGAGGAAUCGGGUCGUACUUGACCCAUGAUUAAAUUAUUUAUUUAAUUACAAUGAAUUAUCCGCAAUCUAUAUACAUAUAUCGAUGUUUAUUAAAUCUCUUGUCAAACAAUUCGCGGCAUGGGGGAGUCCUCUAGCGGUUAUGUAAUCGUUGAUCUAAGACAUCGUAAAUGACCUUGAAGUCUCUAACGGUGACCUUGAAAAACUUUCUCCUCGAUAAAAAAAAAAAGUUUAUCCAUUUAAAGCGUACCAUUUCUUCCACCGACGCUUUUCACUGGUCAUCGAGGACGAGAAAGAUGUCCAGGGUGGUCACGACAAAUUGGACACCCUGUACAGAGACCUCCGAAGUAAAAAUACCCUUCGCAAAACUGUGUCGAAUUGUUUCAGUAUUAAUAUCAUGUAUAGCAAGUACAAUGUGUCUGUGAAGUUGCAGUUACGUGGCUUAUUAUGCUAGUCUGGCUCUCAGGUGCACCAUUAUUUACGUAAAUGUUAACAUGUUGAGGAUCGACCAUGAAUCGGUCCAAUUCCCAAGGGUUAUCUAGGAUCUGUAAAAAAAAUGUGUGGCCGUCAUCGUGGUACUUGAUGCAAACGAUGAUAAAAAAAAAAGAGAGAAAAAAAUGUGUAACGGGAAUUGGAAUCGACCGAGAGCAUCGCUUAUCGAUGCGACUUCAGGGGCACGGGGAAAGGACCUUCGCGGAAAGGAAUUCGUAACGCCGUUGUGGUCUCUUUUGCGACGCGAAAACGGUGAAUCGGUUCGCGCGCGUACCCCAUUUUGCUGUCCCAUAACUGAAACUCAAUAUGUUAAUAAUUUGCGGUUUUUGCUGACGCGAGAGAAAGAUAGAAGAGAAGCGUGCGUGCGUGUGUGUGUGUGUGUGUUCCGCGUGGACGAGAUCGAGUGUCCGGAUAAGCAUGCGGCUGAACGUGAGCAUGGGAAUAGAGUAACAUAGGCGAGAUAUUAGGCCACUCGACGACCAUUCUUCUUUUUCUUCUGUUUCGUGCUCGCAACAUUUGCGUAUGACGCGAGAGUCUUAUUUAUAUCAAAGUAAAAGACCUCCACGAUUGUGUAGGUAUCUCAUUGUAUACCAAUGCUCUCUAGCGCGUAGAACCACCUUGUCUUCACCUAAAUAUGGAGCAACUACAGUGGCGCGCAAAAGUAUUCCGCCCACGCUUGAAAAAAAUUCAUAUAGCGUGCGCAGGUCGAAUCGAGGAUCAUGCAAAUGUUGGAUAAGAUGCGGUGUGUUGAUCGUAAAAUCGGAAUGUUUAACACUGUAGUAAAAGCGAGCAUCCUUCCUUGAUAAAACGAUGCUUGCUUCGACUACAUCAUCGCAUAUUUAUUUAAAAAUAUUGUUGCGACUACAAGGAAACACGAGUAUCAGAAUUUUAUCGAUGAAACGAUGUUGCACGACUAGCAAUUCGCGCGUUAGAUGAAAUUUUAUAGCUCGAAGUUGUAUCGAGCGUCUCAAUUUGUCUUUUCGUAAUAUCGAUAUCGAUCUCCCCGAUUUCAACGACCUUGAUUAGGGUUAGCAUUUCUAGAUCUUCAAGUUCUCGUACCUUUUAUUGAGACGUUCCUAGUAACAGGCAACCCGGUGCUCGAGCAAGUCGACGUUACAAGUAUCUUGUAGAUCUUUUUUUAUAUGUUAUUCUAGUAAAUUAUCAAACCUGAUGGAGACGGCUGAGAUUCGAAGAAAGGUAUUUGCACUUCUAUUUAUUUAUAUUAAAAUCUUUAUUUAUAGGAAACCUGUACUUCCCGUCGGAACAUUCACGGCAACUAAACAAAAUUUCAUCUGGAUUGUACAGGUUUGGUAGUAGUUACGGAAAAUCACGGUAUCGAGAAAAAGUGAACACAGAAUACUCUUAAUUGCUAUUGUUUUGGUUUGCGAGUGUUCGAAUACUUUCGCGUGUCACUGUACACGACUCGCUAUAUCGGCCGUGUUCCGGCGAACAAUGCGAGUUACGAGGAGCGAGACGGACUGCGGGAGCGCGAGUCCACGUCGAGGCGAGGUGAAAAGGAGAGGAAAAAAAAAAUAAAAGAGGAAAAGGAGGCCGCGCCAGCGAUACGACGUGUAUUUUAUCCCGCUGUCGGCAGUUCGCCUCGAGUCGCUCGGAUCGGGAACAAUUCUGCCAAUGACUGUACAUACUGUCUUCUUCUUACCGUUUUGUAGAUUUUACGUCCACAACUGCCGCGCUGUAUAUAGAUAAGCAUACAUACGAUCGAUCAAUGUUUACGUUCUCAUCGAAUGCUGCGUCAAGAGAAAAAAAAAGAGAGAAACUCGAAGUCUCUCGGAGUAACUUUAUAGAGACGAAACUGGUUCGCCUUUGCAAAGAGUACUCUUUACCUGAAAGCUUCAAAGUCUCAAUCUUGUUCAGACUCGACACCGCCGAAUAAUAAUCAUCAAUUAAAUCAACGACAGUACCAAAACGAUCAACGAUUAACUUAAUCAAAAACACGAGUCUUGUCGGGCUACUCGAGGAAUGAAAUUUAAUGUCAUUUCCGAGUAAACUAAAUAUUGCACAUUUUCGACCAGAAACCUUCAUCUUCGGAAUAGCACAACAUACACAGACGUCUGUUUUUAAUGUUUGCAUUCGUGCAUUUCAUGAAUGAAAAACAUUUGAUUAAUUUAAUCGUUACGAACGAUUGAGCUGCUGUUUCGUCGCGUACGCCAAGCCGAUUGAAGCCACAGUCUAGUCAAUUACGAGGUCCGAAUUCAUCGUGUCGCGAAAACGCUUGUGGCGACGGACAUCUUUCAUAUACGUUCUUCCAAUUUAAAAUGGGAAUUUCAUCGUUUUAUACCAUCGACCUUUUUUACUGUAUUGUUCUUUUCGUUUUAUAUACACCGAAACCAGAGACAGGCAAAAUAUUAUUCGAAUAGAAACAACGUAUAUAAUUUAUUACGUUUAUCACCGUCAACAGUCAUCGAGCUCUUAAUGAAAUCCAAUUUUAUAAUUGAUACUGUUAUUUCAGGUAGAUAAGUAUUUUGCCCAUCUCUGAUACAAGUAUCGAUCAACUUUUUACACAGAGAUCAAUUUAUUUUAUACCUGUCUAUCUGUUGUAAUGCUUCGCAUCGAAUCAAAUUUUUCUACGACGAACACCGUUUUUUACAACGAUCGAAUGACGAUCGAUGAAUACGAUACGCGAGUUUGUACACCGGCGACCACUUGUCAUCGCUCGAAACGACGCUAAAACUGCUGAUUCCGAUUUGAGAGAAACAUGGCCUUAACGAAGAAAGAAAAAAACGAGUCGAGUUCGUGAAACUUGAGGUAACCGAUUCGUCCGUACGUUUUUAAGGAUCUAGCGAUAAACGCACACGAGCGAACUACUCGUGCGACGACGACAACGACGACGACGACCACGACGACCACGACGACCACGACGACGACGACGACGA